AAUUUCGUCAAUUCGCCGUUUCUGUGGCCUCCGUGUCUGUGGGAGCGAGGCGCGAGAAAUUCCGAUCCCACAAUCCGAAUAACAAGAAAAAUUGCUAAAACUGAAACUUUGCAAUCACAAAUUAGAAAAUUUUUCUGGCAAAAUCAAAAUGUCCGAUGUUACCAGAGCCGUGAUUGUCAUCGGUGGGCUGUGUGUUGUAGGAACUGUGGCAUAUUACAUGGGAAGGAAGAGCAACAUGCAAAUUAUCAGUGCGCCGGCAAAUGAGUCGGCAGCGUCCCCUAGAAGCGAGAUUGCUGUUGAUACUGAGGAUGAUGAAAUCGCCGAGGUUCUUUUCUUUCCUGACGUGGGCUAUGCGUGCAACGAUUUCCUCUUCAACCCUACUGGCUGCAGAAAUGAUGAUCUUUGCCUAUUCCUGCAUGAACGCACUAGUCUAGGAUCCAUUUGUGUCUACCUUCAAGCCGCUGAAAUAAGCAUAAAUGUCUGCAUGUACACUUUGAGCAGCUCUGAGAUUGUGUCAAGCCUACUGUGUGCUCUGGAUAAUGGAGUGACUGUCCGAAUUCUCAUUGAUUAUCAGCAUGCGAUUACCUCAGCUGCAAAUACCCUUCGGAAAUUAGGAAUCAGAGGCGCCCUAAUUUAUGAAGCAAGGUCCAACUUCAUGAUGCACAACAAGUUUGCCAUCAUUGACAAGAAAAUCAUCAUGACUGGUUCCUUCAACUGGACCCUCCAGGGCUCGAAUGGCAACUACGAGAAUGUGGUCAUUCUUUCCAAGAAGAAGUUGGUCCAGAAGUACUGUGAACAGUUCGAGCAACUUUGGGAGGACUUUGCCGACUUAAAUGUGCCGAGCCACCCUUCUGACAACCCUGACUUGGCAUUCAACCCUCUGAAGAAUAAGAUAGCUUGGGAUGGCAUUAUUGUUGGCUACGAAGCUCCUAAAAAGGAUGGUUUUAUGAAAAGGACUCGGCCUGAUGAGCCAAGUCGUAAAAGGCUUUAAGGACUUGUGAGUGGUCAAUACUGGCAGUGUAAUUCAUACAAUGAUUGCAUAUUUACACUCAAAAGGCAAUACGAGUGCCUUAAAUUAACAACUGCUGACGAACUUAACUCAAGCUUUUUUGAAUUUGUGCAAAUUGGCCCAUUUUUAAUUUUUACAUAGCUUAAUCAAGAUUUUAAUUAAUUUUGGAAUGUGCCCAAUUAUUCUUAUUAAGUUGGGAAAAAAUGCCAUAAAUUUGAUAAAUAUACUCCGAACAACUGCAAUAAUUAUUAUUACGCACUAAUAAUUCAAUCAAAAGUUUAAGACUUUAAAUGAAUGUUAAAGUGAUCUGACAAGAAGCACAAGCAAAAGUUUUCUAAAGUAGCAAUUUAGACUUGCGGAGCACCUGAAAAUUUUAAAGUAAAUACGGAAAACGCUAGAAUGUCCUCAAUUAAGUUUUAAAUUAUAGGAUUAAGUGCUCUCAAAUAGAUUUAUAGCUAAAAUGUUUUUGUUUCGUUGAGGCAAAACAUUUUGUGUUGAGACAGGGAGAUGUCAAGCGAGACACUGACUUGACCUCGAUUACUACAGAAUAGACUGAGCGACGUGAGCAAGUGUUUAUGCUACAAAGCAGGGCUCCAUGCUGUGAAGUGCAAAAACGGAAUAUAUAUAAAUAUGAGACUAACAGGUUCUCACGAAUCAGAAGAUUCAUUCCUAGAAAAAGGAAUACUAUUUUUUUUAACAAUAUUUUCCCGCAAAGGGCGAGAAGACGGAAAAGAAUCUUUUUAUAAUCGCACCUGUCAUGCAAGUUGUUUAUCAAGAAAAUUUGUGUGAGAAAUUAAAUAAAUUGAAAUAAAAUUUAAAAUCAUUUAAGUAAACUC
Molecule: messenger RNA, 1845 nt
Organism: Neocloeon triangulifer
Lineage: Eukaryota; Metazoa; Arthropoda; Insecta; Ephemeroptera; Baetidae
Gene: zuc
Exons: 4
Coding region: 149-991 (280 amino acids)
Biological process (GO): piRNA processing
Cellular component (GO): mitochondrion
Molecular function (GO): RNA endonuclease activity producing 5'-phosphomonoesters, hydrolytic mechanism; metal ion binding
Source: RefSeq, a predicted model, not a curated record